Molecule: messenger RNA, 2340 nt
Organism: Solea senegalensis (Senegalese sole)
Lineage: Eukaryota; Metazoa; Chordata; Actinopteri; Pleuronectiformes; Soleidae
Gene: ptpn6
Product: protein tyrosine phosphatase non-receptor type 6
Exons: 16
Coding region: 433-2172 (579 amino acids)
Biological process (GO): protein dephosphorylation
Molecular function (GO): protein tyrosine phosphatase activity
Source: RefSeq, a predicted model, not a curated record
UGCACAUUCACAGACAGACAGACACACAAACACACCUGGAAGUAAAGAGCAAACAGUCACUAGACUAGUAACAGACAGGUGGACAGGUGAAGGGGAAAGCCUUGCAAGCAGACUAUGAGACAAACUACAGGAAGCUCAAAGUGCACUUUUUGGAUUAUUUUUAUUCCUCUAAUCAAUGUGGAAUAACUGACUGAUAACGUUUUGGGGUCUCGUUUAAAAAAAAGAAGUUUGUCAGCGGUGAGGAGGAUUCUUUGCUGUUUUAGUUCCCUCUUGCUUUCACUAUUUCAUGAAAGGAGACAUAAAAAGGAAGGAAGGGGAGAGCAAGUGAGAAAACGACAGAGAGGAGGGGACAGAGACGUAUACAGUCUCGGAGCGUCUCAGAGAGGUGUCAGUUGUUUUCAGAGGCAACUGAGAAGAAAGAGAAGAGACAACAUGGUUCGGUGGUUUCACAGAGACAUCACUGGCUUGGAGGCCGAAAAUAUACUCAAGAAUCGAGGCAUCCAUGGCAGCUUUCUGGCUCGACCUAGCAGGAAGAAUAUCGGAGAUUUCUCUCUGUCUGUCAGGGUGGGUGAGCUGGUGACACACAUCCGCAUCCAAAACACAGGAGACUACUACGACCUGUAUGGCGGCGAGAAGUUUGCCACCCUGUCAGAGUUGGUGGAGUACUACACGGCAGAGAACGGCAUCCUACAGGACAGGGACGGCACCAUUAUUGAGCUCAAAUACCCGCUCAACUGCUCUGACCCCACCACUGAGAGGUGGUACCACGGUCACCUGUCCGGGCCCAAUGCAGAAACGCUCCUCUCUGAGCGAGACGAGCCGGGGACCUUCCUGGUCAGAGAGUCACUGUCCAAACCCGGGGACUUUGUCCUCUCUGCUCUGACGGAUGAGAAGGGCAAAGCAGGUAGAAAGCGGGUCUCUCACAUCAAGAUCAUGUGCCAGAAUGACAGGUAUACAGUGGGCGGCUCAGAGAUGUUCGACUCACUGACAGAUCUGGUGGAGUUCUACAAACGUAAGGGCAUUGAGGAGAUUUCCGGUAACUGGGUGCAUCUCAAACAGCCGUAUUACUCCACCAGAGUGAAUGCAGCAGACAUCGACUGCAGGGUGAAAGAGUUGAAUCAGACCAAACAGCAGGAGGGCAAGGAAGAAAACAGCAAGGCGGGCUUCUGGGAGGAGUUUGACGCUCUGCAAAAGUUGGAGGCAAAGGUGAAAAGGAGCAGAGAGGAAGGACAACGACUUGAAAACAAGAGCAAAAACAGAUAUAAGAACAUUCUUCCCUUCGAUGACACCAGGGUCAUCCUGCAGGACGCCGAUCCCAGUGUUGUGGGUUCAGAUUACAUCAACGCCAACUACGUCAAAAAUAACCUGUGGGAGUCCGGAGGUCAGAAAAUGUACAUUGCCGCUCAGGGAUGUUUAGCAACAACUGUCAAUGAUUUCUGGCAGAUGGUAUGGCAGGAGAACACGCAUGUGAUCGUCAUGACAACGAGAGAAGUCGAGAAGGGGCGGAAUAAAUGUGUGCCAUACUGGCCAGACCUUCAUACCUCCAAGGGGUUCGGGCGCUACGUGGUGAACUUUGUGUUGGAGAGAGAAGCUGUGGAUUACAAAGUCAGAGUUUUGGAAAUCUCUCCUAUGCACAUGCCAAAGCACUCUCGUCAAGUAUGGCACUACCAGUACCUCAGCUGGCCUGACCAUGGUGUCCCUCAGCAGCCAGGUGGCGUCCUCAGCUUCCUCACUGAAGUUAAUGUGAAACAAGCUGAAAAUUCUCAUGCUGGACCCAUAAUCAUCCAUUGCAGCGCUGGCAUUGGAAGGACAGGCACAAUUAUGGUGAUUGACAUGAUCCAGGAGACCAUUGACACUCAGGGUAUGGACUGUGAUAUUGACAUCCCAAAAUACAUCCAGAUGGUGAGGGAGCAGCGCUCUGGUAUGGUGCAGACAGAGGCCCAGUACAAGUUCAUCUACCUGGCUGUGUCCGAGUACAUACAGUCCACCAAAGCCACAAACAACGCCUCCAUGGAAGUUGAUACUGAGUAUGGAAAUCUGCAACUCAAACACCCGCAAGUGAGCAGGAAGGUCUCAAAGCAAAAGGAUGAUGUUUAUGAAAAUCUGUCAAAAGGAAAGGACACAAAGAAGCCAAAGUCGGACAAGAAAAGCAGCUCAUUGCGAAAGAAAUAGGAGUUAUUUUAAUUCCCUAACUGUGUCAUGUUAUUAUAUUUAUGCAAGCAUGUGAGUUGUCUCUCAGUGAAGACCUAAUGCAAUAAUAAAUUGCAGGUUUAAAUAACUCAAUGGCAUCUCAUCUGAAUGAUGAAUGUCGUUAGAAAUAAAGACUGAAAGUGUGUCUAA